Messenger RNA from Cyclocybe aegerita, 660 nucleotides. NCBI's taxonomy places the organism in Eukaryota, Fungi, Basidiomycota, Agaricomycetes, Agaricales, Hemipholiotaceae. The record is from the annotation of a GenBank genome assembly.
AUGCGCCUCUUGAUCCUGGGAGGAACUGGCCCAAGCGGUAUCGCACUCAUCCGCAAGGCACUCGAGGUCUAUCCAGACGGCACCGUCGUCGCCUACGCACGCUCCCCCGAGAAGAUUCCCGAAGAUCUGCAAAACAAUGCCUCCGUAGUGAUCGUCAAAGGCACACUCGAGGAGCUCGACCUUGUCGAGCAAGCCCUGGAGGGUGUCGACGUCGUCGUAUCGGCCCUCGGUCCGCUGACGAACCAGCCCACAGGAAAUCCGAUUGCGACCUUCUACGGGCACCUCAUCGAUCUGUUGUACAAGCACAAGAUAACGCGCUUCCUCCCACUCGCAACGGCCUCGCACCCAGACCCGCACGACAAGACGAGCUGGAAGUACACCGCGCUCAUUGCAGGUGUGCGCACAUUUGCACGGAACGCGUACUCUGAAAUCAGAGCGAUCGGGCAAGUGGUGACGACGAAGGGCAAGGACUUGGAGUACACGAUCGUGCGGGUGCCGAUCUUGACGAAUGCGGAGACAGAGGGUGUAGCUGCGGGUUACGUCGGCGAUGGGGAGAUUGGGGUGUUCCUCGCGAGGAAGGCAUACGCCGCGUUUUGUAUAGCGGAGAUUGAGAAGAAGGAGUGGGUGAAGACGGCACCAUUGAUCUCUAAUGUGGCUUGA